Messenger RNA from Pseudocercospora fijiensis CIRAD86, 1581 nucleotides. RefSeq lists its product as uncharacterized. Gene Ontology annotation, biological process: L-homoserine metabolic process. Lineage: Eukaryota; Fungi; Ascomycota; Dothideomycetes; Mycosphaerellales; Mycosphaerellaceae. The transcript has a single exon. The record is from RefSeq and is a predicted model, not a curated record. Gene Ontology annotation, molecular function: L-serine O-acetyltransferase activity; homoserine O-acetyltransferase activity. Bases 1 to 1581 code for a protein of 526 amino acids.
AUGAGUACCUUGCGGACUUUAAGUUGCCUGACCAGGGCAGCUCCCCGGGCAGCCAGCAAGACGAAUGCCCGCACACGAUUCGCGCCAACGAAAAAUCGUACCAUCUCAAGCGAUACGCAAAGACCAGCGCAAGCCUUCGCAGCGAAGCCGAUUCAGGAUGAUCCUCCUUCUGGGCCUUCGAUCGCAAACCCGCAGUUGUCAUUUCCAUGCCUUGAAAAUGCAGAAGACCGGACGCGACAACUGGCCACCAAGCGAUCGUUGUCUGGCCCAGAGCCAUCGUAUACUGUCGGCGAACACGAGACAUUCCACUCUGGCGAGCCAACACUGCUAGACUGGGGCGGUGUGCUGCCCUCGUUUGACAUCGCGUGGGAAGCAUGGGGCACACUGGAUGCGGACAAGAGCAAUGCCAUCCUACUUCACACUGGCCUUUCUGCAAGCAGUCAUGCCCACAGCACCAAGUCCAAUCCGAAGCCUGGCUGGUGGGAGAAAUUCAUCGGACCAGGAGCACCGCUAGACACCAAUAAAUACUUUGUCAUCUGCACGAAUGUGUUAGGUGGAUGUUAUGGAAGCACUGGGCCUAGCAGCAUUGAUCCCAUCACCGGACAGCACUAUGGCACAAGCUUCCCUAUUCUGACAAUGCAAGACAUGGUUCGAGCACAGUAUAGACUUCUCGAUUCCAUGGGCAUCGCCAAGCUAUACGCCAGUGUUGGGUGUAGCAUGGGAGGAAUGCAAUCACUGGCACUAGGCGUUAUGGACAACGAGCGAGUCGGCCGCAUUGUGUCGGUCUCAGGUUGCGCUCGAAGCCAUCCUUACAGCGUUGCUAUGCGCCAUUGCCAGCGACAGGUGCUUAUGAACGAUCCAAAUUGGGCAAAGACGCGUGGAAACUACUACACUGGUAUCCCUCCACACACAGGAAUGAAGCUUGCUCGCCAAAUAGCAACAAUCACCUACCGAUCCGGCCCAGAAUGGGAGAAGCGCUUUGGAAGACAACGUGCGGAUCCCAGCAAGCCACCAGCUCUCUGCCCUGACUUCCUAAUCGAAACGUACUUGGACCAUGCCGGCGAGAAGUGGUGUCUCGAGUACGAUGCAAACAGUCUACUCUACGUCAGCAAAGCUAUGGAUCUGUUCGACCUGGGUAAAGCUCUUCAAGACUCGACUGCUGAGCGCAGAGCUGCGAAUGCCGACCGACUGCAAGGAUCAUUCGUUGAACAGAUCAAGCAGGACCGCUGUACAUUGUCCAUUCCGGACGUGCCUUAUCAGGAACAGGAGUCGUCUGAAGAACUAAUGGCGAUGGAAAGAUCGGAUUCUGUAAGGCCAAGUACUCCAGGUUCCGGACCUCCUGAAGACCUUGUCAAAGGCUUAGUGCCUCUGCGCGACAUUCCAACUCUGGUGGUGGGUGUUGCGUCUGACAUUCUCUUCCCCGCCUGGCAACAGCGCGAGAUUGCUGAGACGCUACGACGUGUCGGAAACAGAAGUGUUUCGCACGCGGAGCUGGGUGAAGACAGAUCGCUUUUCGGCCAUGACACCUUCUUGCUCGAUCUAGAGGGUGUCGGAGGAGAGAUCAAGCGCUUCUUGGGGUGA